Molecule: messenger RNA, 4620 nt
Organism: Magnolia sinica
Lineage: Eukaryota; Viridiplantae; Streptophyta; Magnoliopsida; Magnoliales; Magnoliaceae
Exons: 3
Coding region: 208-4122 (1304 amino acids)
Source: RefSeq, a predicted model, not a curated record
CUUUUCUCUCGCUUCUCAUACGUCGCUUUCUGUCAUUAGAAAUGGAAGUGGGGAUGAAAUGCGAGCGGGAAAAUGGAAAGCGAUGAAAAAAGCAACCGGUUUUCGUCCUUUUACCUCUCAUCGACUCUCUCUCUCUUUCUCUCUCCGUCUCCCUCUCCCUCUCGAAGCUCUGCCGCUCUCGUCUGAGAUCUGGUUUUGAAAAUCUCCAUGGCGAUUACGUUUGGGUGCUUCUCGAUCAGGGAGUAUGCUUCGAAGAUGAGAAGCGUUGAUGUGGAGAAAUCCUGGCCGUUCUUUCGAGCCGGAGAAAAGCUGAAGAAAGAGGAGAUCACGGGUCUGCUUCCGCCUAUCGCGUGCCGGAAAUACCGUUGGUGGUCGGACGAGCUGGAAGUCGCGAGAUCAGGUUUGGUAGAAAAUCCGGAAACCGGGUGUACGGGCACAGCGGUUUCGGGAAAUACCAGCGAUUUGGGGGUGGAGAAGCUGCUGAUUGAGGAGCCGGAAUCGGUUUUGGGGGCGGAGGAGGAUGUGACGGUGAAGAUCUGCCCGGUUUGCGGUACGUUCACGGCGGCGACGAUAAACGCCGUGAACGCUCACAUCGACAGCUGCUUGGCUCAGGCGUCAAGGGAGGAGAGGAGGAAGAUGAGGACAGAGGGCGCUGCGAAGGCGAAAUCUAGGGCCCCGAAGAAGCGGUCGAUCGUGGAGAUAUUCGCUGUGGCCCCACAAAUUGAACGGUUGGAUGACGAUGAUGACGACGAAGAAGAUGAGGAAGACAAAGAAGAAGGAAGUUCGGAGGGAGAAGCAGAAGACCCUUCGGAAUCGGAUGUCGUGAAAUCUUCUGCGGAGAUGAGUUUGAAGCGGAAUAGAAGGAAAAGGAAACUGAAAAAGAAAAAGGAGUCUGUUGAGACGCUUAUGAAGAAGAAGAAGAAGAAAAAGAAGAAAAAGGAUAAGAAGAACUUGUUGAAGAAGAAGAAGAAGAAGAAGAAUCCGAAUGGGAUUCUCGCAUUUUCGAAUCGAUUGGCCGCGGAAAAGGAAAAAAUUCACAAGCUCAAAAUGCUGUCUUCAAUUGAUUAUUCACAAUUGCUACAAAGCACACUACACAAUAAGAAGUCGGGAAAGGAGAUAGGAAAUCCUGUUGGCAUGCAAAAGAAGAAACCAUCAAAUAUCAAAGGGUUAGCUAAGAAAAACCAGCUCAAAGUUAAAGCUUCCAAGUUGAUUGCUAAACCACUAGCCUUUCCUGUCCACAGCAUUCUCAAGAAUCAAAACGGAGUUGCUUCAGUCCAGAUAACCUCAGCAAUGUGCAACUCUUUGGAUGUUAAUCAAAAGAAACAUCAGCAGAUUCAACACUCGGACAAGCGAGUAAGGUUUUCAGGUAAGGAUGUCAUACUUGGGCACACAAAGAAACGGUGUUCUUCUGUUGAGUUGCCUCAAAUGCAAAGUCUUCGCAAGGUGUUUCCGGAUGUCAUGGCGGAUCAGUCAAUAAAGGACCAAUCAGUGGCCAGUGGUGUAUUUUUGCCUUCUACAGUCGAGGCUCCAGAAGUAAAUGAAAAUGAUAAAGAUGAUUCUUUAAGCAUUGUUGAUGAGAGUGAGGUUAGAUCCAUGAAUGAAAUGAAACAGUUGGAUGAUGUUCAAGGUCAUUUCAUUCCACCUACUAUUGGUUGCAGCAGGAGCCGUCACGAUAUGGAGAAGGUAUCCUUAGAUGAAUCUGUAGAUCUCAACCAAGCCUGGCAGCAAUAUGAUAGUUUGCAUCUGUUCAACCCGGGUAGCCCAAUUUCACAUAAUCUUUCAUGCAUCCCCAAGGUGAUGAAUUCUAUUCCAAAAGAGGGGAUUAAUUGUCACAUGGGAAUUCAAGCAGAAGGGAGCAUUCGAAGGCCACUCAAUACCAACCAAAACUUUCCUGACCCUUUCAUAUUCCCAGUUGCAAGACCUGCGGCAAUUGUGCCCCUGGUAAACACAACCAGAAAUACAACCUCACAGCCUUUGCUACCUUGUUUAGCAGCUGAUAUGGAAACAAUUGAGAAACAGCCGUAUCCAUUGCAAGCCAUCAGGCCAGAAGAUUCUAGUGGUUACAGUUUGCAAUACCAACCAUUGUCCCAUCUCUCUCCAAAAGAUCUGAUCAGCAGCAUACGUUCCACUUCGGCAGAGAUGAAUAAACAAUCAGUUAAUAAGAAUGGGCAGUUUGGGGAGCCAAGGGCAAUCUCAGAUUCCGUAUCUGCCUGCAGAAACAAGUCCACUGACGAUGAUUUUGUUGGUUUGCCUCUUAAUUCACAAGGGGAACUCGUUCAGUUGCAUUCAAGUGGUAAGCCAGGGUUCAACCAGGUUUUUAAGAAACAGAACACAGCGAUGGCUUCUGUUGGUAGCUUCCAGGUGCACAAUCUACUCGGGCCUAAGAGUACGAUGGAUCAUUCAAACAUGAAAGAGAAGCUUCAUGGUGGGUCAGCAUUUCCAAAUUUAAAAUGGUUUCCUGAGCGGAACUUUGCUAAGGUACCCGUACCAUCUAGAUCAGGUUUUACUGAGUUGCAAGGUAUUGGAAGAAGAGAAGUUCAUUUCCCUGAUACAAACAAAGGAAAAAUGCAGUCCACCUCCCAGUCAGGUUUAGAGAUGAACCUGAUGAGUAGCUCUUCGCACGGGUACAGAGAAUACAUCCAAUCUCGUAGUAUUUCUGAGAGGGAAAAAAAUCAAGUACAGGGCAAUUUGGAAAGUGCGUUUCAACCUGCUGCCCAACCAACUAUGCGGCUGAUGGGUAAGAAUGUUACAGUUGGUAGAGGCAACAAAGAAGGCCAAGGUUCUGAGGACGGAAACAUAUGGACAGACAAGGAAAUCAUUUCUGAGCAUCAUCGCAAUACGACUGUUGCUGGCAUCUCCAUUCCAAAAAGAGGUUUUCAACCUGAAUGGGUUGUCCAUCCUGUAUCUGGGACGUCGAGAGAAAGUGUUACUCCUAUAGAAGCAUCAAGCCUUUUGCAGAUGACAGCAGCAGAGCCUAUGCGUGCUCACACGAACAUCAACUGCCAGACCCAUUUGAUGUCGAUAAGUGACCUUCCCUUGAUUGAUGGAGACCAUGUUGCCAACUUUCACCCCUUCAGCCAACAGCUUCCUUCCCAAGCACUGCUGCAUAUGACUUCUAUGCUCCCAGAAAACAGUAUCUCUGGAACUGAAUCCUUUAAAAUGGGCCAUCAAAUACCAUUGCCAAUGUCUGAUCCCCACAAUUGUCAUCUACAGCAUAUGCUGUUGAGUUCAGCCCAAUGUAAACAUAACCAGAGUCUUGCUUACAGUACAACUCUUCCCUUUCCAAAUCAGGAUAGGAGAGAGUAUGUUCAACCAUCAUGUGCUCAACGCUCUUCACCAAGCUUGCCCCCUUGGCUGCGAGAUGCAACACAGCUGAAAGAAACCCCGUAUUCUUCUCUUUCACAUCCUGAUGCUUCAAUUGCCAAACACUACCCCUGCACCAUGUCCGGAACUAAUCUUCUACCCCUCCCUCCAUAUAUCACGUCUGCUAUUUCUUUUCCUGCUCGUAGUUCCAAUACCUACACCUGUAUGCAGAAUCCAUCUACUCCAGCAUCUUUAGUCCAUGAUUCGUUCAUCCCUACCCUUCCAGGUUUCAGGCCCGCUUCUGCAAUUAGCACCAGCUUCAGAAACAGGAGCAAGAUGAGGGAUAGAACAAAUGCCAAAUCGACUUGUUCUAAAGAUCUUGAUGGUGCUAAGAAAGCGAAAAAGAGACCAGCAGCUAAAACCGAUGAAACCACGAAACCCAUGAAGAAACCCAAUUUAGAAAUGCAAAAGGACCUGAAUUCUUGGACAGGACCGCAGAAAGGAGAAUAUUUGCAUGGGUACACACGGUAUAACACAGGAACACCUGCACUCCAUGCUCAUGGGGAUAAACCUGUAACAGAGAUUGAGAAGGAUGAGUUCAGAACUACAUCUGGAGUUAAUUCUUUUAAAUUGGAUGCUGUGGCAAAAUCAGGGCCCAUUAAACUGAGCGCAGGAGCAAAGCAUAUACUGAAACCCAGUCAAAACAUGGAUCAGGAUAAUUCUAGGCCGACGCAUUCAACCAUACCUUUUGCAGUAGUGGCUGAUUCUGGUAAGAUGCCUGAUUUUCAGAGGAAAACAGCAAAGAUUUACAGGUUUUGAUGAGAAAUGAGAGUCCAUCAUGGAAGUUUCCGAAACAAUGGUUUUGUAUGCGAGUAAGAGAAUUGGAAGUGGUGGUGGAUGUAGUUCAAAUGCUUCACAGUCAGAGAGGUAAGAGAACACCAAAUUCCAAUCAGUUGAUCAGGAGAAAAAGAUGAUGUAUCACCCCAGAUUCAUGUCCACAAACUCUAGUCAUGCAGUAUCAUGCAACUUUUGCCAGCAUUCUGGUCAUUGAACCCCUUUCAUUGCAUUAUGUUUUCAAACAAGUCGUAAUCAGGUAACCAGAUCUUUCUCUCAAGAAUCUGACUUCCUGGAAUUGUUGUUUCAUAUGUCACUAUGUUUCUGUUUUCUUGAUAAUUGUAUGUUCUUCUUUGCUGAUUUGCUUCCCCGAUCUCCCUACAGAUCCAUUUCAGGUUUGUGUGGACAGAUGAUUGAUUGUUUGGUUUACCUAUAGGGUUUUUCAUCUAAGAAUGUGAAGGAACUGGUAAGAUCUUUUCGUAA